AUGUUGGUUUCAAGCAAAGGUUGUAAGGAAUCUGAGAUGGGGGAUGAGAAUAUUUCUGACAAGCCUAUGGAUGAGAAUGUUUCAUUGGAUCUGACUUGUGGUAAGGAAGAGAUUGUGGAAGAGCUUAGGUAUUGUUUGCCCAAAUGGGUUACACAAGAACAAGUGACUGAUAUGAUUAAAGGGACAUGGAAGGAUACAGUUGAAAUAGUUGAUAAUUUCUACGAACACGAGACUAAAUUCUACGAGCAAAUCUCUGCUGUUAUAUCUUUCGCUUGUAGAGAUGGGAUUAGUUCGGUGGGUACCGAAGAAGGGCUUGUUUCGAAACUGGAGAAUAUGCACUGUGACACCGAGCGGAAUGAAAGUUGUCGAUCAUUGCAGUUUCACAAGCUCAAGAGCCUGAGUAGUUCCCAGAAGAGCAGCGUUUCUCCUGUGAAAAAGAAUAGAAAGAUCAACAAAGGUAAACCAAAGAAGAAAGGAAAAGCUUGUUCUAAGCUAGAUUCCGCAGGCCCAAAGCAAGCUACAAUAACUAAGUUCUUCAACAAAGUUCCUUAG
Messenger RNA from Arabis nemorensis, 552 nucleotides. Lineage: Eukaryota; Viridiplantae; Streptophyta; Magnoliopsida; Brassicales; Brassicaceae. The record is from the annotation of a GenBank genome assembly.